This is a messenger RNA of Nicotiana attenuata, 477 nucleotides long. Its product is annotated as craniofacial development protein 2-like. Gene Ontology annotation, cellular component: nucleus. Lineage: Eukaryota; Viridiplantae; Streptophyta; Magnoliopsida; Solanales; Solanaceae. The record is from RefSeq and is a predicted model, not a curated record. The transcript has a single exon. Bases 1 to 477 code for a protein of 158 amino acids. Gene Ontology annotation, biological process: chromatin remodeling.
AUGGAGAUAAGGGUAAUAGUUGGAGGGAGCACUCUGAAUGUCAUUAGCGCUUACGCGCCACAAACAGGCUUGGACGAGGAGGUUAAAAGGCGCUUCUGGGAGGCGCUGGAUGAGGUGGUACGGGGUAUUCCGCCUAUGGAGAAGCUAUUCAUAGGAGGAGAUUUAAAUGGUCAUUUUGGGUCGUCUGCUGGUGGCUAUGGUGAGGUACACGGUGGCUUCGGCUUUGGUGAUAGGAACGGGGGCGGUACCUCAUUGUUGGAUUUCACUAGAGCUUUUGAGUUGGUGAUCGUGAACUCUAGUUUUCUGAAGAUGGAGGAACACUUGGUUACUUUCCGGAGUAUGGUGGCUAAGACUCAAAUUGACUAUCUCCUCCUCGGGAGGUGUGAUAGGGGGGUUGUGCGAGGAUUGCAAGUUGAUGAAGAGGAAGAAGAGGUUUGUACGGGGCCAGUCGAGGAUCGGGUGGGGAGCUUUGUCUAA